ACGGAAGCGUUCUAUAGGACUAUUUUUGCUCUCACAAGCUAAAGAGCGGUCACUCCGAGCCGUCGUCGCCGCAUUGCCAUGUCAUUUGAUGUGUCUGGUCGGAGUACUGACAUCUGAUUACAUACUGCAUGCCACGGGUAACCAGUCCAGGUGGACGUAACACACACACACAGACUCAUGGACGGACCUCUAUACCUUCAAGGCCCAUUCAGGCCGAUACCUCUGUACUGUCCUCGACCACCACUGCUUGAAGGGCUCUCGAGAGCCUAUCCUGUCCCUGCCAUAGCAGAAGCCGGAAGGACUGCCCUCAAACUGGGAACCAACGCGGAGAAUCUUGGGAAAGUAUCCACUUCCGCUUUAACGACCUUCCCCUACAGUCUGAGCCUGUUCGACCACGUCAGACGACAGCAAACGAACUGUUUCCGUGUUUUUGAUGCGCUGCCAAAGAUUCAUUUCGGACCGACGCUAAGUCAACCAACCAUCGUGCUUUCAGAGAGACAGGCUUCUUCUGUUCAGCAGUCCAGAGACAUUUUCAGCUUGAGGCCGCCACCGACGGCUGCGCAGAAUGAAAAAGUAGUAUCCGCGGAAGCACUUCCGGGGUCAGUUGUUGGACAGAUAUCGGAUCCAUACUCUUCUCAGUAUGGCUACGGACGAAAAAUAUUCCCUUGUUCGCAGUGCAGGUAUACGACGGACAGACGGAACAAUUUGAAACGACACAUGUUGACAAUGCACCAGGCGUGUUCCAAACUUCUCGAGUGCUGUGGAAUUCUGUUCGCCACAAAAGCCUCGUUGCGAGAGCACGCCAUGAUUUUUCAUUACCAUGGAUACACGUGCUUUUACUGUGGCAGGCGAUUCUGCCGGAAGGCGUUGCUGAAGCGCCAUCUGUCCGUCCACAACGGCCAGAAAGACUUCGUUUGUACGAUCUGUGAUUACGCCACCAGUCAUAAGAGUAACCUCGAGCGUCACCGGAAAGUGCAUUCCAGGCAGGAGGAUGGGCGGGACAGAGAAUCGACGUCAGCGACCCCUGGUGACGACACGAGAGACCACUCGGGCGACGAGAACAUAACUCUGGACGUCAGUAGUGACGAACUGUCCCUGUGUUCCGAGGAUGACGAAGAAAUCAAUGUCCAUACGGACUGACGUGUUUCACAUGAGAACAAAAUGUAAAGAAUAUAUUUAAUGUUUGUCUCAUUGUGAGUGAUUGUAGCUUUUUCGCAAUUUUUUUUUGAAUUUUUUUGUGUGUGUGUGAUGUAUUUCAAUGCAAGAGAAUAUUUGAUGAGCUAUGUAAAAGAAGAGAAGAAGAGUUUUUUUAUUUAUUUAUUUCUGGGUUUUUUAUUAUUAUAUUAUUAUUAUUAUAUUAUUAUAUAUAUAUAUAUAUAUAUAUAUAUAUAUAUAUA
Messenger RNA from Gigantopelta aegis, 1397 nucleotides. Its product is annotated as zinc finger protein 534-like. The transcript is spliced from 2 exons. Gene Ontology annotation, biological process: regulation of transcription by RNA polymerase II. Gene Ontology annotation, cellular component: nucleus. The record is from RefSeq and is a predicted model, not a curated record. Gene Ontology annotation, molecular function: RNA polymerase II transcription regulatory region sequence-specific DNA binding; DNA-binding transcription factor activity, RNA polymerase II-specific. Bases 178 to 1140 code for a protein of 320 amino acids. NCBI's taxonomy places the organism in Eukaryota, Metazoa, Mollusca, Gastropoda, Neomphalida, Peltospiridae.